Molecule: messenger RNA, 426 nt
Organism: Colletotrichum abscissum
Lineage: Eukaryota; Fungi; Ascomycota; Sordariomycetes; Glomerellales; Glomerellaceae
Exons: 1
Coding region: 1-426 (141 amino acids)
Source: RefSeq, a predicted model, not a curated record
AUGUGCAAGGCACGCCAGAGGGAGAGGCUGCGUGUUCGUCGCUAUACCGGACCAACGAGACUGGUUCCAACAACGGCGGUGCGUCUGCUACUCGGCUACACUCAGACCGAACGAGAACUUGAACAAGCAAAGAUAGCCUUCCGCCAAGCCGAAUGGCAUUAUUGGCCGGGAUGGCACAGUCCAGCGUACCAAGCUUGUUGCUCCCAACCCACUUUGGGGCCGCGCCGGUGGAGGUCUGGAGACGAGCCUGAAGACUGGAGAAAGCGAGAGAGACUCAAGCUUCCAAGAGACGAUUCCCCAUCUUCUUCUCCCACCUCCUCGUUUACCCCCAGAGCCCAAAAUGUGCCGCGCCAACACCCCCGCCCUCUUCGCUACUUCGUACGGAGUACAGCUGCCACACCACGCUAUCUUCGGCCGACGUCCUAA